AUGUCAGGCGCCAAGGGCAGAGCGAUCGUCUCGCGCGAUACGCUCGAUAACGGAGGCUGGAAGAUGGAAGAGGUCGGUCUGAGAGAGCCAGGCGAGGGCGAGCUGUUGGUCGAGAUGAUCGCCACGGGUGUCUGCCAUACAGACGUCCUUAUCGGUGGCCUUCCCGCCGGCGCAGCUCCCAUUGCUUUUUAUCCUCGAAUUCUCGGACAUGAAGGCUCUGGCUACGUACGUAAAGUCGGACCCAAUGUCUCCGUAGCCAAGGAGGGCGAUCCAGUCCUCUGCUCCUUCGCCUUCUGCAACGACUGUGCCAUCUGCAAAGCCGGCCACCACUCCAACUGCAACUCCUUCAACGAGCUGAACUUCGGCCCCUCCCCAGUCUUCACUCUCGCAAACCAAAAGGAAGGAGGUGAACCCGAAGGCCAAGGCGCCUUCUUCGGCCAGUCAUCCUUUGCCAACUUCUCCAUCGUGAAACAAUGCUCCGUCGUGAACGCCACUGGCCUUAUCAACGACAAGAAAGACCUAGAAAUGUUCGCGCCUCUCGGCUGUGGAAUCCAAACUGGUUCCGGAACCGUCGUCAACGUCUCCGGCGCCGACAAGACGGAUGCCAUCUGUAUCAUGGGUCUCGGAGGAGUUGGUCUUUCCGCCAUCAUGGGCGCCAAAAUCCAAGACUGCCGUAUCAUCAUCGGCAUCGACCGCGUGCAAAAGCGUCUCGACCUCGCUAAAGAAAUGGGCGCAACUCACGUCAUCGACGGCUCCAAACUUCCCGAAGGCAAGUCCCUGGGCGACGUCGUCCGAGAGAUCGCAGAUGGUGUUGGUCCCACCAUCACCAUCGACACGACCGGUGCGCCUGUGUUGAUGGACGCGGGUAUGGAGUUCACCCGCAACCACGGGAAGUACAUUCAAGUCGGGUCGCCGCCUUUCGACUACCAACUCAACAAGUUCAAUGCUUUCACCAACAUGGUUGCUGGAAAGCAGUGGAUUGGCGCGAUUGAGGGAGGUGCAUACCCGCCGGAUUAUGUCCCUAAGAUGAUUCAGUGGUAUCGCGAGGGCAGGUUCCCGAUCGAUAAGCUGAUGAAGUUCCUUCCGGCCGACAAGUUCGAGCAAGCUUGUCAGGAGAUGCACACUGGAGAGACUAUUAAACCAAUAUUGACGUGGUCCUAG
Molecule: messenger RNA, 1161 nt
Organism: Zymoseptoria tritici IPO323
Lineage: Eukaryota; Fungi; Ascomycota; Dothideomycetes; Mycosphaerellales; Mycosphaerellaceae
Exons: 2
Coding region: 1-1161 (386 amino acids)
Biological process (GO): formaldehyde catabolic process
Cellular component (GO): cytosol
Molecular function (GO): S-(hydroxymethyl)glutathione dehydrogenase [NAD(P)+] activity; zinc ion binding
Source: RefSeq, a predicted model, not a curated record